AUGUAGACUGCUUCUACAAAAAUUUGUUAAAGACUGUGCAAUAAGUCCAUCUGUUACAUUUUCCUUGCUACUAAAUAUUCCAUGGUCAACUGUUAGUGGUAUUAUAACAAAGUGGAAGCAACUGGAAACAACAGCAACUCAGCCAUGAAGUGGUAGGACACAUAAAAUGACAGAGAGGGGUCAGCACAUGCAUGUGCGCAGAAGUCGCCAACUGUCUGCAAAGUCAAUAGCUUCCAAACGUUGUAUAGCCUUUAUAUUAGCACAACAACAGUGCAUAGAGAGCUUCAUGGAAUGGGUUUCUAUGACCAAGCAGCUUCAUCCA
Molecule: messenger RNA, 322 nt
Organism: Staurois parvus
Lineage: Eukaryota; Metazoa; Chordata; Amphibia; Anura; Ranidae
Source: the annotation of a GenBank genome assembly